This is a messenger RNA of Salvelinus namaycush (lake trout), 861 nucleotides long. RefSeq names its product paired mesoderm homeobox protein 2B-like. The transcript has 3 exons. Gene Ontology annotation, molecular function: DNA-binding transcription factor activity, RNA polymerase II-specific; RNA polymerase II transcription regulatory region sequence-specific DNA binding. Lineage: Eukaryota; Metazoa; Chordata; Actinopteri; Salmoniformes; Salmonidae. The record is from RefSeq and is a predicted model, not a curated record. Bases 1 to 861 code for a protein of 286 amino acids. Gene Ontology annotation, biological process: regulation of transcription by RNA polymerase II.
AUGUAUAAAAUGGAGUAUUCUUACCUAAAUUCCUCUGCCUACGAGUCAUGUAUGGCCGGGAUGGACACAUCGAGCUUGGCAUCAGCCUAUGCGGACUUCAGCUCGUGCAGUCAAGCCAGUGGGUUUCAGUACAAUCCGAUCAGGACCACGUUUGGGGCUACCUCCGGCUGCCCGUCUCUUACGCCGGGUUCUUGCAGUCUGGGGACACUGCGGGACCACCAAAGCAGCCCAUACGCCGCAGUUCCUUACAAACUCUUUACGGAUCAUGGCGGACUGAACGAGAAAAGAAAGCAGAGGCGCAUUCGGACCACUUUUACCAGCGCACAGCUCAAGGAGCUCGAGAGGGUUUUUGCUGAGACCCACUACCCAGAUAUCUACACACGUGAAGAGCUGGCGCUCAAAAUCGAUUUGACUGAAGCCAGAGUGCAGGUGUGGUUCCAAAACCGACGCGCCAAAUUCCGUAAGCAAGAGCGCGCGGCCUCUGCUGCUGCUGCCGCUGCCAAGAACGGCUCCGGGAAGAAGUCGGACUCUAGGGAAGAAGACAGUAAAGAGGCCAAAUCUACCGACCCUGACAGCACGGGAGGACCGGGGCCCAACUCUGUCCCAACCUCUAACUGCGGCGGGCCCAGUCCAACCGGUGGCCAGGUCAACGUUUCCAGCGGAAACGGACAAGUGGACCAAGUGAAGACGUCGGUGGCUCCCGGCAUGUGUGGAAACACACCGAGUCAAGGCUGGGCUUCCGCCACGGGUACCAUCACCUCCAUCCCGGACUCAUUGGGUGGACCGUUCGCCAGCGUACUGUCCUCUUUGCAAAGACAGAACGGAGCCAAAGCUACAUUAGUAAAGACCAGCAUGUUCUAA